AUGGACAUUCUUAGAAAUAAAAGAUGGAUGUAUUUUGAUAGAGUUAGUAAAGAAUAUUUGGAUGGAGUAGAGGAUUUUUUAAAUCAUGCCUUUUCUGAAAAACAAGAUGGAGGAAAAAUUGCAUGUCCUUGUACGGAGUGUGUGCUUCUCCAUCAAGUAAAUCGGGCUACAGCAUAUGAUCAUCUUGUGGUUAAUGGUAUUAUACCGUCAUAUGAUACUUGGUCUUGUCAUGGUGAGUCUCUAAAGGGAUCAAACAAUGCUGGAGCAAAUAAUCGCAGUCAGUCAACUCAAAGGGGCGAUGAUAUGAGAGGAAUGAUACAUGAUGCAUUUGCAGGUAUUACACAGUUCAUGGAUACUGACGUUAGUGAAUUAGGUGGCAUAGAGCAAGUCUUACAAGAGAAUACUGCUCAUCCAUUUGGAAAUCAACCUCAUCUAGAGGUGGAUAAGUUUGAACGGCUCAUGAAGGAGGCAAAUGAAGAAUUAUAUCCUGGAUGUAAGAAGUUUAGCAAACUCUCCUGUUUGCUGCAUUUGUAUCAAUGCAUGUUCAAGUGGUCAAAUGAAUCUUUUAAUUCUUUUCUUGGACUAUUGAAAGAUGUGCUGCCUGAAGGAGAAAAAUUACCUCCUUCUUUCUAUGAGACCAAAAAGAUAGUUGAAGGCUUGGGCUUAAAGUAUGAAAAAAUACAUGCUUGUCCCAACGAUUGCAUGCUUUUUAGGAAAGAGUUUGAUAAUAAGAAUGUCAAUGAAUCCAAAGUAUGUGAGGCUUCUAGAUGGAAAAAUGAUGCCAGAAAAAUUCCAGCCAAGGUCUUAAGUAAAUAUCCCAAAUUUGCUGGAGAUCCUCGCAAUGUGCACCAAGGAUUAGCUUCUGAUGGGUUUAAUCCAUUUGGCACAAUGAGAACUGUACACAAAGAGUUAAAUGAAUUAUGGGAUAAUGGGAUAGAAACAUGUGAUGCCUCUGCUAAGGAGAUAUUUCAAAUGCGAGCAGCUCUCAUGUGGACUAUAAAUGAUUUUUCAGCAUAUGGUACUCUCUCUAGAUGGUGCACUUAUGGACGGUUUGCAUGCCCUUCUUGUAACAUAAACACUCAAUCUAGAAGGCUCACACACGGCAGAAAGUUUUGUUACAUGGGGCAUCGGCGCUUCUUGAAGUCGGGACACAAAUAUCGGAAUGAUGCAAAAUCGUUUGAUGGUACUAAAGAAACAAGACCUGCACCUUGUCCAGUAUCUGGGGCACUAGUGUUGAAUCAAGUUAAAGAUAUAAAAUUUACUCUCGGCCAGUCGAGUGAAGGGGUAAGUGGAGUGAUGAAAAACACAUGGAGAAAGAGGAGUAUUUUUUUCGAUCUUCCUUAUUGGAAGUCUAACUUGGUGCGCCAUAAUCUUGAUGUGAUGCACAUAGAAAAGAAUGUAUGUGAUAACUUAAUUUAUACAUUAUUGGAUCUUGGUAAAAAGUCUAAAGAUAACUCAGAAGCUCGAUUGGACUUGAAGGAGAUGAAAAUAAGACCAAGUUUAUGGCCUCAAUAUCGAGCUAGUGGGAAAGCGUAUCUUCCUCCUACUUUUUUCACAAUGUCUCAAAAAGAAAAAGAGUUGUUUUAUGAAGUACUACAAAAUGCCAAGUUUCCAGAUGGCUAUGCGUCUAAUAUCUCACGCUGCAUUCGCAAACGAAAGAUAUCUGGGUUAAAACUCAUGAUUGUCAUCAAAGAACUAAAAGUAGAAGAGUUAAAGUUACUUGAAGAAAAAAUUCCCGAAACUUUGUCUACUAUGGAGAAACUUUUCCUCCCAGGAUUCUUUACUGUUAUGAUACAUUUGGUAAUUCACUUGGCAACUGAGGCUAAUCAUGCGGGGCCGGUACAUUGUCGCUGGAUGUACCCAAUUGACAGGGAACAUAUUGCUGAAAUCAAGAGAUCAUAUCGUAAGCGUCGUUUGACUCAACAUCAACUUGAUCGUGUGCAUUUCGAUACAUUUCAUGAGUGGCUCAAGGAGCAAAUAAAGGAGCUUGAAGCCACAUCUAACAUCUUAAAGGAUGUUAAAGUCCUUGCACAAGGGCCGAGUUACAUUGCAAAAAGAUUUCAUGCAUUCGAUGUAAAUAACAGGUAUCGAUUUCGAAUGAAGCAAAGUGAAGAAUUUAAGGUGACACAAAAUAGUGGUGUUAUGGUCAUUUCAAAGACUGAAAGUUAUGCAAGUACAAGUGACAAUACUCCAAAGUCUACAAAUAUCACAUAUUAUGGCAGAUUGAAUGAUAUUGUGGAGUUAAACUACUAUGAAGAAUUGAAGGUUGUCUUAUUUAAGUGUGAUUGGGUUGAUGUAACCAAAGGUAGAGGAGUUAAGGAAUAUGACUUGGGUUUCAAACUUGUGAAUUUCUCAUGCCUAACAGACUCUGGCGAUCGAGAACGUCAUGAGCCCUUUAUUUUAGCAGAGCAAGCUCAACAAGUAAUAUUUGUACAAGAUCCUAAAGAUCAUGAAUGGUUUGUCCCUAGGUUAAUUAAACCUCGAGAUAUUUUUAAUAUGGGAGAGGAAAAUAGUUUGCAGUUUGCGUCAUCAAUGCAGAGUGAUGCCACUGACUUGGCUCUCUUAGAAAAUACUCGUGUUCCAGAAGAUGAGUAUAAUGAUUGGGUAAGAAGUGGUGUCGAUGGGAUAGUAAUUGAUGCAAACAUACAUUCUCAAGAUUCUCCAAAUGAUGGUAAAGCUAGUGUUGAGGGAGAAAAUGACAAUGAAAAUGAAUAUGAUUCUGAAUAUGAUAAGUGA
Nicotiana attenuata is the source of this 2736-nucleotide messenger RNA. RefSeq lists its product as uncharacterized. The coding region runs from base 1 to 2736 and encodes 911 amino acids. The transcript has 6 exons. Lineage: Eukaryota; Viridiplantae; Streptophyta; Magnoliopsida; Solanales; Solanaceae. The record is from RefSeq and is a predicted model, not a curated record.